This is a messenger RNA of Nylanderia fulva, 1779 nucleotides long. RefSeq lists its product as uncharacterized. NCBI's taxonomy places the organism in Eukaryota, Metazoa, Arthropoda, Insecta, Hymenoptera, Formicidae. Gene Ontology annotation, molecular function: protein binding. The record is from RefSeq and is a predicted model, not a curated record.
UGCUCGCGACAAAAGGUGUUGGACUGCUCGAGUGAAUUGAUCAGAAGAAACCUUCGACUUUAAGAAAAAAAUAAAUAGUAAAUCAUGGCGUUAGGCCCAAAAAUCAUCCUUUUCUUCGUCUUUGAUGUAUACUUAUCGUUAGCAAAAACGGACCUUGAUUUUUUCAAAGAUCGUCACAAGAAUGAAGAAAACUCAUAUACACCGAAUAGGUCAGGAUUUACCGUGUAUCCGCCAUCUCACCAAAAUACAACGUCACCACCGACGCAUUAUCCUAUCAAAAAUCAUCAACCAAAUAAUCAACAAUCUUCAGAGGAACAAGACUUCAUAUAUAUACAUUCACAACCGCCACCAGCAACUUUCUAUUCGACCGACCUGUCAUUCAGAUUUACUAACGUCGGCCUUCAAAGAAUCGGUCGGGAUUUUAUCACCAGUGACAGCAUCAUCAGCCUGAGUCUUGACAGCAAUAACAUAAGCGACAUUUCGCCAUUCGCCUUUCGCAGCAUGCGGAAUCUACGGCACUUGAACUUAUCCAAAAACAGGAUUCCGAUACAGAAGUUGCUGGUGUUGCACGGAAACGACAAGUUGCAGACGCUAAUCAUCAACGAUAACGACGGCAGUUACGAUGAUAGUUCCAAUUCAGAAUUUGUGAUAGAACAUGAGACCUUCACAAAUCUGAAGCAUCUGCAUUUGUGUAACAAUCGACUGCAGAAUUUUAAGAUGCCUUUUUAUAUAGCAACGCCCACCCUCAAUCAUUUGCAUCUGUGCAACAACAGCAUCAGUUCCACCAGUGCUGUCUUCGACAAUAUUCCGGCGACGUUGACCCAUCUUAAUCUGAAUAAAAAUCUAAUCGAUCGGGUCGAGCGGGAGAAACUCAGGUAUCUGCAGGAUCUUUCUAUGGACGACAACAAAAUCAUCCAAGUGUGCUUCGAGGAUUGUGGAGAAGAGUCCAUAUCUCUGAAAGGCGCCGACAGAAUGCAAAAUCUGUCUCUAUCGAGGAACCAGAUCGCGGAGGUGACCCUCGACGCCUUCUACGAUAUGAGGUACCUGCUGAAGCUGGACCUGUCCGGCAACAGGAUCGCCGAUCUAGCCAAGGGCACUUUCAACAAGACCCUCUUCAUAAACGAACUCUCCCUGGCUCACAACUUCCUCGCCGCGGUACCGGAUGUCUGUCCGAUGCAGCACCUGAAGAGCCUGAAUCUGACCGGAAAUCGCAUCAGCGCCAUCUUUCUCGACACCUUUUGCCGCCUGAAGAGACUCGAAUUUCUAUAUCUGUCGGACAACACCUUAACGACGAUCGAACCUCGGGCCUUCCACCUUGAAAGACUGACGCAUCUGGACCUUUCCGGAAACCGACUCAAGCAACUUCCGGCACAAUGGAUAUACGCGUGGCAGACGCGUAUAUCCAUCCUGGAAUUGAAUCUCGAGCGAAAUAACUUCACCGACCUGGACGACAUGUCGUUGAGGAACAUCAACUCUUUGAGGAACGUUUACGUUGACAAAAAUCCCAUGCUGAAGUUGAGGGCGGAAGCGUUCGAGCUGCUUCCGGGACAGUUGACAUUACACUUGAAGAACGUGCGAGUCGAGUGCGCACAGUGCCAAUGCAAGGAUGAUGAUGAACAGGACAAUGAUGAUGAAGAUAAUGAAGAUGAUGACUAUUAAAAUUAAUUAACCCUCCGUCAGCAGUCAUUUCUUUUUACUAAUCAGCAAACUGGAUCUUUUAAGUUCAUUCUUUAUUAUUUUAUUAUUAUUAUUAUUAUUAUUAUUAUUAUUAUCAUUAUU